AUGGCAGAAAAUUCAUCUUCUCACCGACAGCCUGGUCCUCAACCAAACGUCGGAAACAAUUUCCAAAUGGAAAGAUUCCCAGAGCACGGGGUUAACAGACACCAAGCUGCUUUAAACGCAAUCGUCAGAUCUGAUUCCCCAAACAUCAGAUCUGGAGAAGAAAUCAACACUACAAAAUUGGACCCAUCAACCCCACCUUGGGGGGAUGUCCAACCCAGCCAGUACAAAGAUAGCAGUUAUCAGGAACAAAUACACAUGGUUCAAGGAGGUCCGUCACGAAGAUCAAAUAAACGAAACUAUGAUCAACACUGGAGAGAACAGCAAGUCGUGUUCCCUGUUGUUCCUGGGGGCCCUCAGGAAGAACGACCAGUAAUUAUCACUGGUAUUUUUGGUCAUUACCGAACGGACUAUAUGUUCAUAGAUCCAGGUAGCUCGAUGGACAUCAUAUACGAACAAUGCUUUAAACAGCUCGAUUCAGAAGAUAAAGCACGUUUAGAACCGGUCGAUUUUCCCCUCACCGGAUUCUGUAAUGAAGCUGUUUUCCCGUUAGGGCAGAUCGCUUUCCCGGUGACCUUAUCAGAUGGCAAACAUUCACGAACAGUUACAGUAAAUUUCAUGGUCAUGCCAGCAACAUCACGUCAUGAUAUUUUGCUCGGGAGAAGGUCACAAAGAGAAUUCAGCAUGAUCACUUCCAUUCCACACACCGCUUGUGAAUUUCCGACAGAAACCGGAGUUGCAAUUCUCUAUUCAAGCAAAGAAGUCAUGUCCGUAGACGAUGAACCACUAGCAAAGGCAGUCAAAGCUUCGGCAUCAAACGAACCAGAGAAAUGGGUUCUAAACGGCGAAUACCCAGAACAAACCAUUCUGCUAGGACAAGCCAUGUCACCAACAAUACGCAUACGACUGAAAAAGUUGUUGUCUAACAACAAAGAUAUAUUUGCCUGGUGCCCAGCAGACAUGACUGGAGUUCCACGCGACAUCGCGCAACAUUGUUUAAACAUCAAACCAUCAGUAGAACCGGUUGCUCAGGGGAGGCGCAGCUUCAGUGAAGAAAGAGCAAAAGCGAUGGACGAGCAAGUAACAGAGUUACUCAAUGCGGGAAUCCUGCGCGAAGUAAAAUACCAUACAUGGGUUGCCAAUCCAGUCAUGGUACAAAAACAUAGCGGCGGGUGGAGAAUGUGUGUCGACUUCAAAGACCUCAACAAAGCAUGUCCCAGAGACUGCUACGCGCUCCCUGAGAUAGACAAGAAAGUCGAUUCUUUAGCAUCAUUCAGAUGGAAAUGCUUUCUCGACUGUUAUAAGGGUUAUCACCAGGUCCAGAUGAAAGAAGAAGACGAAGAAAAAACCGCAUUCCGCACAGAUAAAGGCAUCUACUGCUACACAAAAAUGCCAUUUGGUUUGCGCAACGCAGGCGCAACGUAUCAACGCCUAAUGGACACAGUCUUUAGCGAGGAUAUUGGCAAAACUGUCGAGGUAUACAUGGAUGACCUCGUCAUCAUGAGCCAUGAAGAGGAGACAAUGCUCGACAAUAUCCAGCACACGUUCGAUUCCUUACGAAGCGUAAACUUAAAAUUGAACCCGAUAAAGUGCUCCUUCGGCAUGGAAGAAGGAAAAUUUUUGGGUUUCAUAGUUACAAAAGACGGUUUCAAGGUCAAUCCAGAAAAAGUGCAGGCCAUUCAGCUAAUGCCAUCACCGGCAACAGUCAAGGAAAUGCAGAGGCUCGCCGGACGAUUAGCAGCUCUGAACAGAUUUUUGGCCAACCAUGCGGCAAAAUCUUAUCCAUUUAUCAGUACGCUGCGAAACUGCGGAAAGAAAACUCCUUUUCAAUGGACGCCUGAAGCAGAAGCAGCAUUCAAACAAAUGAAAGAAUAUUUAAUCCAGUUACCAACGCUGACCGCGCCCAAAGAAAAAGAACCAUUGAUCUUAUAUCUAUCAGCCGCGGAGGUAGCAGUAGGCGCAGUAUUAAUGGUAGAACGGGAAAAUAUACAGACUCCAAUCUACUACAUCAGCAAAAUGCUCACCGGCCCUGAAACUCGUUACUCAAUGAUAGAAAAAUUGGUCCUAGCGCUAGUACACGCAUCCAGACGUUUGCGCAGGUACUUUUCAGGCCAUGUCAUCACAGUACUAACAAAUUAUCAUUUGGGCCAAAUCUUGUCAAAACCCGACAUAGCGGGAAGAUUAGCUAAAUGGGCCAUCGAGCUGGGAAGCUACAACAUUUUUUAUAGACCAAGACCAGCAAUCAAAGGGCAAGUUCUAGCAGACUUCGCCACUGAAGUUCCCAUUGAUAAAAUACAAGAAUGUGAGGCAAUCCAGAACCCGACGCCUGUUUUUGACGACGGAGUCUGGACCUUACACACAGAUGGUGCUUCCAAUGACGACGGAGCAGGAGCAGGUCUCCGAUUAGUCAGUCUGGAUAAUCACGAACUUACAUAUGCCAUACGCUUAGAUUUCCAAAGUACCAACAAUGAAGCAGAAUACAAAGCAUUUUUAGCAGGUCUUCGUCUAGCACUCAAAAUGGGGGCAAGAAACCUUGAAGCCAACGUUGACUCAAAGCUAGUAGCUGAACAAGUUAACGGUCGUUAUGACGCGAAGGGAGAAGCUAUGGCUUUGUACCUCGAACAAGCGCGGAUGUUAAUCAACCAAUUUCAGACAUUCAAAGUCAAUCACAUAAACAGAAGCGAGAACAAGCAUGCUGACGCACUAAGCAAGUUAGCUGCUACUAGUUUUCAGCACUUAGCAAAAGAGGUACGCAUAGAAGUAUUAUCCAAUCCUUCCAUUCAUCUCAAGCAAGUAAGCGUCAUAGAGAUGGGGAAUCCAUCCUGGAUGUCUCCAAUUAUUUUGUACCUUCAACACGGGAAACUCCCGGAAGGAAAGGCAGAAGCCCGGAAAAUACAACACAAAGCAAUAAACUACGAGAUGGCGGAUGGCGUCCUUUAUCAAAAAUCAUUCAUGGGCCCAUUACUACAUUGUGUUGAUAAAACAGACGCUCAAUACUUGGUCAGAGAAAUCCACGAGGGACUAUGCGGGAUACAUGCAGGACCGCGCAUGGUCGUGGCAAAAAUAAUGAACGCCGGAUACUACUGGCCAGGGAUGCACAUGGACGCGGUAGAUCUAUUAAGAAGAUGUGAAGCAUGUCAACGUCACGCACCAAAGACACUUCGACCCAAAAACCCGCUAAUUCCUGUUACUUCCGCCUGGCCUUUCCAACAAUUUGGGUUACCAUUGCGCAUUAUUUCCGACAAUGGUACAAACUUCGCCGCAGAAGACCUUCAAAAAUGGUUCAAAGAAAUGAAAAUUGAGCACAGCUUUGCCUCCGUUGCGCAUCCUCAAGCGAACGGUCAGGUAGAAAGCAUAAACAAACAAAUCGUUGACGGCAUAAAAGCGCGACUUGGGACAGCGCGCAGAGGGUGGGUCGACGAACUUCCCAGCAUCCUCUGGGCGCAUCGAACAAUGCCAAAGACUAGCACCGGAGAAACUCCGUUCAGUCUAGUCUAUGGGUCAGAGGCCGUCAUUCCAGCUGAGAUAGGCCUACCAUCACCGCGCAUGCUGGCUAUGGAAAAACAGAACCAUGAACAAGAACGGAGACUGGAUUUGGAUCUUCUGGAAGAAAGGCGCGAAAACGCUGCCAUAGCAGAAGCAAGGUACAAAUCCAAGCUCGAAAAAUAUUACAAUGCGCGUGUGCGUGUUUGCACCUUUGUCCCCGGAGAUUUUGUCUUACGCGACAACGAGGCUUCAAACGCCGAAAAACCCGGCAAAUUAGCGCCAAGAUGGGAAGGACCAUACGUCAUUAACGAAGUCUUAGGCAAGGGGGCAUAUACCCUAAAAAGGAUCGAUGGGACCCUAGUUCCCCGUACCUGGAACGCGCAACAGUUGCGCAGGUGUUACAUGUGA
Messenger RNA from Helianthus annuus (common sunflower), 3891 nucleotides. RefSeq lists its product as uncharacterized. The record is from RefSeq and is a predicted model, not a curated record. Bases 1 to 3891 code for a protein of 1296 amino acids. The transcript is spliced from 2 exons. Gene Ontology annotation, molecular function: nucleic acid binding; RNA-DNA hybrid ribonuclease activity. NCBI's taxonomy places the organism in Eukaryota, Viridiplantae, Streptophyta, Magnoliopsida, Asterales, Asteraceae. Gene Ontology annotation, biological process: DNA integration.